AUGCAGAAAAUAAAAUUAUAUUGGAAACUAUUUGUGAUACCUAUAUUUUUACUUGUUGCUUUUGGAAUUGCUUAUGUGAGCUACUUCAGGCACACGGAAACACCCCAUAUGCACGACUUUGAUCCUGGUAUCAGUGACAAACGAAAAGUCGCCAUUUAUGAGAACAUGAUAGAUGCUUUGAGAGAUGAAAACUAUGGUUCUUCUGUUGAUUAUCAAAAAAGAGCAGAAACCAAUCAUAUUCAGUGUGGGAGAGUAUUGAGUGGAGAUACAGAAUACAUCAACACUCUCGUGGGAGAAAACCGUAUACCACUCAUCGAGAAUCGCCGUUUGAACAUGUCUUGUCCGGCAAUUCAAGAUCGAAUUCAUUCCGAAACCCGAGAUUUUAAAUUAUUGGAUUCUGGCAUUGCAUUUGCGAGAGUGGUUUACACCGAUUACGAAUUCAUUGAAAAACAGUUGGAGAUGUCGUGGCAUCCACAGAACGUCUUCUGUUUCACUGUUGAUAAGAAGUCACCGGACGAAUUUAUUUCGAGAAUGCAGAAGUUGGACGAAUGUAUGGAAAACGUUGUAGUGCUUCCUGUUCUCGAGAACUACGAUAGUUCUGGUCACAAUAUGAACAUUGGACACAAACGAUGUAUGGAGGCGUUGUUACCCAAAACUGACUGGUCUUAUAUUCUACUUCUUCAAAACCCGAUUCUCUUGGGAGGUGUUAAUGAUGUGCAUUUUGGAAAAGAAAUUGAUGGAAGAAGAGUACCAGGAUUGAAGUGGGAUCCUAGAAGUAUGAAUCUAUUCAUAAAUGAAUCCGGAAUCAACGAAAAAGUAUUGAAUGAGCCUAUGAGGGUAUACAGUGGUGCUGUGCAAGUAUCCCUGACAAGAGCAGCUGUGAAGUGGUUGAUUGAAGACGUGGAUGUAAGCAUUGCAAUUAAGCAAUUCAAUCAGACUAAGUAUGCAGGAGAUGAGCAACUGAUUCCAAGUCUCUAUCUGAAUUAUGAAUACGGAAUGCCCGGUCAUUUCACAGAUCAUUGUCCUGACUAUGAUGGCCCAAAGCAAAUCACUCGAUUUGUUCAAUGGGCCCGCGGAAAUAUCAACAACUGCCCUACAAAAACAGUUCGACAUGGAGUUUGCCUAAUUGGGAUUGAACAGUUCCGAGCUUUAUCUAGAAUGCCUUUCAUCACAGUUAACAAAAUGGUUCCCUCAUUCGACUAUUCAAUUAUCGAGUGUACAUCAGAACUCCUCUAUAAUCGAACAUUCUUAGGUCAGAUGGACCAUGAAUUGGAUGAAAGUUUCUAUAAAGAAUUGUUACAUGUCAAAUACCAUAAGCAUCACGAAGAUCCUGAGUACAAAUUGGAUUGUAGCUCAAAUCAAAAACCGUGGAAGUACGAAUACUAUCUGUGA
Messenger RNA from Caenorhabditis briggsae, 1392 nucleotides. Gene Ontology annotation, cellular component: membrane. The transcript is spliced from 10 exons. Bases 1 to 1392 code for a protein of 463 amino acids. Gene Ontology annotation, molecular function: glycosyltransferase activity. Lineage: Eukaryota; Metazoa; Nematoda; Chromadorea; Rhabditida; Rhabditidae. The record is from RefSeq and is a predicted model, not a curated record.